Messenger RNA from Trichoderma harzianum CBS 226.95, 644 nucleotides. RefSeq lists its product as hypothetical. The transcript has 3 exons. The annotation marks the transcript as partial. NCBI's taxonomy places the organism in Eukaryota, Fungi, Ascomycota, Sordariomycetes, Hypocreales, Hypocreaceae. The record is from RefSeq and is a predicted model, not a curated record.
CCUUGCUAUAAGUAGCGCGUUCCCCACACAUCCGUAGAAGCGCUGUUCCUUCUGUAUUUCAAAGAAGUUUGAUGAGUGCUUACUGUCUCCAGACGAUUCUUUACGAUGCUCAAAUUGUGUACGACUUAACAAAUCAUACUGCGACGUAAGAGGUCUGACUGCCGAUCAGUUGGAUCAGGUAUCCGCUCAACAUUUCCGAUUAGAAGAUAAGCUUGAAUCUGCUGAGGAUGCCUUAGCCGAACUGGCUGUAAAGUACGAGCGAAUGCGUCGUACCGUUGCGCGGGGUAUCACCGAUUUAGAUAAGUUGGAUAGGGUUGAGCGCGAGGAAGCGGAGGCCGCUCGUCAGGCUGCAACAUUAUUACCUAAUCCGACUGAUCCCGUGACUGCGGGUUCCGCGGUUGACGCUGUUGAUUGGGGCGCUUUUGACCCUUCUUUGCUAGACCUAGACUUCGGUGGAAGUCAUUCACAAGGUCUUUCGAGUGUUCAAGGUCCUCAAUAGUUUGCCAUGAUUUUUCUGUUUCGUCAUAGCCUUUCCAUUUUACCAGGUAUUCAGUUUGUUAGGUGUCUUUGUUAAAUCUUAUUAUUUUAAGCUUCUCAACUUCGUAUUCAAGUUCUUCGCCUUAAAUAAUAAUUUCGUCCCGUAU